CAAGAAUAUAAACUUGUCGACUACCUCUAUUUAUAGGAAAUUUAAAGGAGAAGAACUAAGUGGCAUGGUCUAAUUUAAGGAAAUAUUGGAUUUUUGCAAAAAAAUCGACUGCAAGAAAGGAAUUUAGUAAUGGCCGGAACACCAUCUUUCCAAAAGCUUAUGGCGCUCGCAGAUAGUCAAUCUGCUCAAACUGUUACGCAACUGGAGCAGUUGAAAAAGGCGCAGGUUCGUGCGAAGGCAAUUGAAUUAAAGGAAGAGCGAGACCGGGCACGACGAGCUCAAAGAGAACGCGAGUUGCGUAUAAAAUACGAAGAAGAACAGAAACGACUUCAAACGAAAGAACAGAAGCGAGCCUCCGAAAAUGCUAAAAGAUCUGAACGUCCUCCUAUAUCAGCAGACGAGGCUCGAGUGUUGCGAGAGCAAAAAGACAAGGAGCGAUUAGAGAAGAAGAAACCGGUUUCUUACAAUGAAUUACUUCGUCAGGCGUCUGACUCUCAAAAACUAUCUUCCGUCACAAAAGAUAAUACUAAGGUGAAUACCUCUUCUGCUCUUAAGCGGUCUUCUAAAACUCCUGAAAAAUCCCCCACAAAGGAUCCUUUUGGUGUGAGUAAUCGUAUUGGCGCUACAUCGUCUAAUCCAUCAACUCCUGCGUCCUUAGCAUGGUUAAAAGCAGACUCUCCUAGACCUACUGGGCCGGCCUCUAAUUUAGCUCGUUCUUCGUCUGCAAAUGCGCCUUUCAGCGGAAUAAGAAAUAAAGUAGGCUCUCGUCCUGGUGAACUGGUCCAAUUGCAGGCUGGCCCCAAACGUGACAAGCGGUCUGUUGCAGAAGUACAAGAUGAAAUUAUGCGAAAACGAACGGGUAUGCCAAAUGACACAAAACUCGCGCUGAAGUCCAAAACCGCUAGUGGUGUAUCGCGCUCCCUACCAAAAUCCAGGUCUUCGGCAGGUGUAAGUAAACAAAACAUUGCAAAUGCUGCCGAUAGGCCCGCGAAGGUUCCUCCUUCUGUUGCUUCAUCUUCAUCUCGUGCCUCAAAGUUAAAAUCGAAAAAUCGUCCUAGAGAUGACUUUGUUGUAUCUGAUGAUGAAGGAGAUGGUGUAUCAGACGUGUCUUCUGAGAUUUGGAAAAUUUUUGGAAAACGGAAACAAGAUUAUGUCUCCCGUGAUGCUUUGUAUAGCGAUGAUGACGAUAUGGAGGCUACCGGACAAGAUGUAUGGCGCGAAGAACAAGCUGCUGCUCGGGCUGCUCGCCAUGAGGAUGAAUUAGAAGAGCAAAGAGAAAGAGAGCUGGAAAUGGCUAAACGGAGAAAAAGGCUUUCAAAAGGUUAGCUGUAUAGCUUAAGGAGUCUUACUUUAUUAGGCGUUCGGCUCUCUUAUUAUUUGUUAAAACGUCCUUCCUUUGUUAUAAAUUAUUGUUAUCGAUGUCUCCAAUCCUUACUCUUGUUACUGAUAUAUAUCUACCGAAUGCAGCUUUUUUAUUCGCUAUACGUGCUAAAAUAAACUCUUCGUUACCAGUUUAUGAAACUGUUUGUAAUUCCUCUCCGGAUCAAUCGAUUACUUUAAUAGUACUUCCUCUGCCUUAAAGUAAGUAUUUCCUAUCAGUAAAAACCUUUGCUAUUUAAAUUUGCUUAUUGUUACUUUCUUUGACGAGUUGCUUUUUAGGAUGUUAUGAUUGGGUAUUAUUUACUUGGAAUUAUAGACGCUGUUAUCUUUUAUUGCUCGAAGAAAAAGGUAUUUUCUAGCUUACAUUUGAAGUGAUUUUCUUCUUUAUUUUUUUAUUUAUUUUCUUUUUCUUUUGCGAAAAUUUGAAUAGAAUCUUAUUAUUUAGAACAUUAUACUCAUAUAUCGUGAUGCUAUCUACAAGCUAUAUAUAUAAAUCAAAAAGGAUUGAGGGAAACAGAAACCAAAAAUAAAGGAGCUGGCAAUUAACCAUUCUUUCCUUCUUGUUCGUGAUGAGUUGAAGUACGUUGCAACCGUAGGACGAAAUCCUCAAGUGUACGAGUAGAGCCUUGCUUAGCCUUACCGUGCAUAAAGCGAUCAAAUUUGCUCGAUUCAGACAAGAUCAAGUAAACUCCUGCGAUAAAACAGAAUAUACCGAAGGAAUACAUCCAUACACGGAGGACGGCUACAAUAGACGUUUGAUGGCCACCUUUGAACCAUCCGAAAAGACAAAAGAUGGUAGCUAAAAUAUCAACGACUAAUACAGCUCCAGUCAAUUGCCAAGAAGGGAUAGAAGACCAGAAAGGUCCAUUACAACGAGUGAUAAAAAUUAGCCAGUUUUCAGUAAGUGAAAUUUGAAGGAAGAGUACCUCAUCAGUGACACCAAAGUUUUGUACAAUACCCCGGUUUUGUCCUGCAGCAACCAUCGUGGUAUAUACAAUCCAAGUACCAAUAGCUAAAAGGACACCAACUACCGUAGAGAGGCCCCACAGACGAGGAAGAUUCCAUUUAACUGGUUUCGGUGCAAACGGAGCAUUGUCGUAGGCAAUUGCUAGCGUUGCAACGUCGGCGAAGAUUGCAAUGAAGACAAUUAGCUCUAGAUUCAUUAAACGGUUUAAGAUGAUAAUCCAUAAUCCGUAAAAGAUUUCUAAAUGGAGGGACAAUGCAAUACGGUAAAUGAUAUAUGCAUACAUACGAUGGAAAAUUUGACGAGAUGUCUUUAAAGCAUCAAUAAUAGCUGAAAGACCAGGGGCCAAGAAAACAAUAUCAGCAGCUGAACGAGCAGCGUCAGAAGCACCUUCGACAGCAAUACCAGUGUCAGCCUUUUUCAAAGAAGGAGCAUCGUUGACACCAUCACCAGUCAUGGCCACUAAAUAACCUCUUUGUUGGAGAAUUUCGACGACUGAAUAUUUAUGUUGAGGGAAGACUUCAGCGAAACCGUCGGCAGCUUCAACAAAGUCGUAAACUUCUGAACCUGGCAUAUCACCACCGCCACCUAAACCAAGGCGUUCGGCAUUAUAAACAUUAGUACCCAUGCCUAGUUGGCGAGCUGUUUCUUUAGCAAUACCAACGGCAUCACCUGUAAGCAUCUUAAUUCUCAAACCCAGACGGAUAGCUUCGUGAAUUGUACGACCAGUGUCAUCACGAGGUGGAUCCGAGCAAGGCAUAAUACCGAGAAUAUCCCAUUGUUUUCCUUCUACUUUACGAGCAACACCGAGUGAACGGAAACCUCUAGAUGCCAUAUCGUUGACCUGUUCUCUGUAGGCAUCACUGACUUCUUGAGAAACUUCAUGAUCAUCUUGAACAGUCUUAAAUACCCAUAAUGGAGCACCUUUCACACAUGUCACUCGCUCACCUUCUGGAGUUUCAACGAUAGCCGUAACUUUUUUGGAAACAGGAUCAAAAGGAUGAAAUUGUAAAAUUUUGUAUUUAGAUAAUCUUUGUUUGGCUUGAGGGUAGUUUUUUAGAGCUUUCAAGAAUGCUUUGUCGAUGGCAUCCAGACCUUUUUUCUUUCGAGAAGAUGCAAGACAAGCCGUAAUCAUAAGAUCAUCGGCGUUGACACCUUCAACACAGUAAGGCUCACCCAAGGAAAGUCUGUUUUUAGUUAAAGUACCAGUUUUAUCAGAACAUAGGAUUUCCACGCCUGCAAGAGAUUCAAUGGCCGAAAGUUUUUGAACGAUAGCUCUUUUCUUGGCAAGAUAGGCAGCACCGACAGCCAUUGUUGUCGUAACGACUGCGGGAAGACCAACUGGUACACCAAUGAUAGUAAUUGCCAAAGUAUAUUCUAAGAGUCUUGCGAGGCGAACAGUACGAUAAAAUGACGCAGUAUAAAUACAGAGGAGGGUCAUGAUGACUAGAACAAGAAGAACAGUACCAAUUCCGUUAAGAACUUCCGUAAAAUGACCCUGAGCUUGACCAGCUGCGCCGACUAAAGAUGCAGCUCUGCCGACGAAAGUCGAAUCAGCAGUAGCUGUAACAACCAUGAAUGCCUCACCUCUUUUUACUGAAGAUGAAGAGUACAUGGUAUCAUUGUGAUGCUUAUCGACAGCAAGGGACUCACCAGUAAUUGCAGAUUGAUCUACUUGAAGGUAGCAAUUUUCAGUAAUUAAACGACCGUCUGCUGGACAGAUGGUACCUUCAUCAAGAUGUAGAAUAUCACCUGGAACAAUAUCUUGGGCUUCCAAUUCAACGGUAUGUCCAUCACGCACAACGGUGGAUUUUAAAGCCAUGGUUUUCUUCAACUCGUCCACAAUCGAACCGGCUUGAUAUUCUUGAACGAAACCAACGGUUGCAUUUAGCAUUAGAAGAGCACAAAUGACACCAAAGUCUACCCAGUCACGAAGACCAGCAGCAAGAGCGGCUGCAGCUUCCAUGACGAAUUGGAUAGGACCUAUAAAGAAAGAAAGGAACUUCUUGAAAUUAUUUUGUUUUUCCUCCUUCAUUUGGUUUAGACCAUAUUUCCUUUGUCUCUGUUCAACUUCAGAGGUGGAAAGACCCUGCUUGGGAUCAGUUUGGAGAAGUUCUUCUGGAACGGUUUUGACACCACCGGGUUCGUGAUGAUCUUCUUCUUCUUCUUGUUCUUCUUGAUUAUCCUGGGAGUAUAAAUCUUCUAUUAAUGCAUCAAUGUCCUCGUUGUCUUCGUCUUCGUCCUCAUUACCUUCUUGUUGUUGUUCUUGCUGUUGAUUAGCUGCUUCAGCAGCCUUUUCAUUAUGAGCAGAAGCUGGAGGAGAAGAGGGGGGUUGAUGUUCUUGUUGAGUAGGUUGCUGCUGUCGCUGUGUAGGUUGUGUAUCAGCAGGUCGUUGUUCAGCAGCAUUUUCAUCAGAAGGAUGAGGAGGGUGAUUCUGUGCAUUUGGAGCGACGGCGCCGGAUGCAUUGUCAUAGUCUACAGCUGUGGAGUCAUGGUUUCCUUGAUCGCUAUCAGUGUAUCUUUCAUUGCCGGAAGAAGCAACGCUGGUCCUAUCAGUUUCUUGCUGAGAAGCAUUGGGAUCGUUGCCCUCAUAUACAUAUGUUCUGGUAUUCCAGUCACGAGAAGAUGUAUUGUCCCCCUGUCGAGAUGUUUGAGGAUGCUCGUAUUGACGACUAACAUAUGACCCACUUGGAUCAGGAUCGUUGUCUCGAUUUUGCAUGUUGUCAAAAGACGGUUGAAAGGAAAGACUUUGUUAGAUGAAUGAUUAGGUGUUACAAAAGAGUGUGUCUUUCGAUGCAACUAUGUUCAACAAAAGAAAGAAGGGCAAGAUGGCGCUUAGCAAAAGAGAGCAGGAGGUGCUUCUUUUAUAGUUUAAUUGUGCAAGAAGGAAAGAACGUUCCAGGUUCUUAGUAUUUGACUGUUUUACAGGAUUACGACGAUAACGUCUUGCUAUUUUUGUCGCAUUACGUGGAAAUUUCUCUUCAAGACUGUUAAAUUGGUUCAUUUUCAAUAAUGACUAGGCGUUGACACUAUGUUUUGGGGAUCUGCUCUUCGUCAACGUAACACUUUCCUCAUAAGUCAUGACUGGCACAUUUCGUGUACAGCAUUUAUUGGCAUAUGAGUGUCUUUUGUAGAGAAAAAAAAGGUUUAUAUGGCUGAGGAUUUCGUUUUAGUUUUAGUUGAGGGGAAGUCAAUUUAUGCGCCAUCCGCAUUCAAUUGUAUCUUGCUGAGGAAAGGUGUCUUUUGUUUACAAAAUGGAGAGCAAACGUAAACAGUGCAAUACGAAUGCUAUAGUUAUGUGGCUGCUACAACUCUUUAUUUUUUUUUUAAAAAAAAAAUAAAAAACUGUUGUUACAGGUAAACCCUUUUUUGUGUUAGCAAGACAAAUGUGUGAACUCUAAAAGUUAUACACACUAAUGUAGUUCCAAUAGUACAAGGAAAAGGAAAAAUAUGAGGUAAAAUAAGAAAAAAUCACCUCAGUUUAGUUAUAAGUACGUUUUCAUCUUUCAUGCUGCUUAUUUGUAAAUGAUGGAACGGGCUUCGUUUCGAAAAGUCCAUUACUUGCCCGUUGCUUUUAUCAAGUUAAAGCAUUUUAUUUUUUUUUCUUUAAUAAUUAAUUAAUUAAGACGUUGAGU
This is a messenger RNA of Schizosaccharomyces cryophilus OY26, 5979 nucleotides long. RefSeq names its product non-specific DNA binding protein Spt2. Gene Ontology annotation, molecular function: DNA binding; histone binding. Gene Ontology annotation, cellular component: nucleolus. The transcript has a single exon. Gene Ontology annotation, biological process: nucleosome assembly; regulation of DNA-templated transcription. The coding region runs from base 130 to 1326 and encodes 398 amino acids. The record is from RefSeq and is a predicted model, not a curated record. Lineage: Eukaryota; Fungi; Ascomycota; Schizosaccharomycetes; Schizosaccharomycetales; Schizosaccharomycetaceae.